AAAAAACGAAAAAAUAAAAGGAAAAUAAAACAUUACAAGCAUGUAAAAAAAAUUCUGAAUAAAAGAUAAAACUCAAUAUUAACCAUGACGAGAACAUAACAGGAAAACUUUUGAGUAACCCCGUCACCUUGAAAAACAAAUAAUAAUAAAUCAACACCCUCAAAAACAUUAGAAGGUCAGAAAAAAAAAAAAAAAACAUCGUAACGGUUUUUUCUACGUUUGGGAUAACAUUUGCCUGCAUUUGCCUUUGUUGUCUGAAACUCUGAGUCUUGAUUUUUAUUGCUACAGCCAACAAAUCAGAGAACUCUAUUUUAUUUUUCAGCCAAUUAGUUGUUACCAAGUUUCUCUCCUCUUUUUUUUUUCUAAUCUUAAACAGCGUAAGACGAAGAACUGUUCUCUUCCAGCUUGAUCUUACCAGAAAUGAAUCAGUAUUUUUUGAUCGUUUCAUCGGGGCACAUCAGAGCAUCAACGACUUUCAAGUUUCAAUUCUUUUGUUUAACAAAAUUUACAUAAACUUUGUUACACAUAAAUUGUUAUUACAAAAAAUUUAUAUAAUUUAAUUUUUAUUAAAUAAUUCUGAAAGUAAAAUUAAAAUCUAUUACAAAUAUUAUAUCAAAAAUUAAUAAACAGCUACAUUUUUCUUUUGUUCUUUUGUUUGAGUGAAAAAAAAAAAAAAGAAAAACAUGCCUUAUUACGCAGUUUCUUGUGGUCGAAACACUGGAAUAUACACUGACUGGUCUUUAGCUAGACAACAAACAGAUGGUUAUUCCCAUGCUGAAUUUAAAAAAUUUUUGAAUAAAAAUGAUGCAGUUAAUUAUUUGCAUCAAAAAUUAUCAUCUAAGCCAUAUUAUGCAGUGUCCUGUGGUCAUGAACGAGGACUCUACAGAGAAUGGUCUGCUGCUAAAAAGCAAGUUUAUCGUUUUUCUCAUGGAGAAGUUAAAAAAUUUUUUUGCAAAGACGAUGCAAUGCAUUUUUUGCGUUAUAGAAAAGUUUAUGAUUACGAAAGCUCAUGGUUUUGUCAUGAGGAUAAUUAUUCCCAUGAUCAUUUUCAUUGCAAUGCUGACAGAUUAAGAGCAUUAAAACGUCACAAUUAUUGGGCAGUUGCCAGAGGAUUGGUUCCUAGCAUCUAUCGUUCUUGGGAUGAAGCAAGACAACAAGUUGAUCGUUUCAGAUCUCCAAUACACAAAAGAUUCUUUUGUCAAGAUGAUGCACUACACUUCAUGAGAAUAAAUGGCGUCAAAGGGUGGACAUGUGGUAGUGAGUGUGAUGGAUCAUUGGGAAAGUUCCAUUGCAAGAAAGAUAGUGCUCAACAUGAAAAGAAUAUGAUAAGAAAUAUACGUCGUAAAGUUAUAUUUUAACUUGAAAAAAAAUUGAUGACUUGAUGAAAAUAAGUAUUUUUGAUAUGACACAUAAGUUAACAUUGCCAUUUAUUAUUAUUUUUAUAUAUUAAAAUAAUUUUACUACAGUUAAAAUAAUUUACAAUAAAUAAAUAAAAUUUUCAAAGUUGAAAAGUAACAAUUUAAUUGAACGAAAAAAACAAUAGUAAUUAUUUUAAAAUGCCUAUUAUCCAUAACGAGGAGUGUAAGGAAUGUGUUUUCUCCCCAAAAUUUUUGUUAAAUUUAUUUCUUCUAUCGAUGACAUUCUAUUUUCAAAAUCUAUAAACUCAGUAAUAUUACAAAAUUCAACAGUUUUUUGGACAUUCAUACAUGCAUUGAAUCUGACAUUUUCAUUUUCCAUAAUUACAUCAAUAUUUUCAUAUUCAAUUGAUGAAGAAAAUAAAAUAUUUAAUUGUUUAAUAUUAUUUCUAAUAAUUUUAUAAUUGUUUGUAUUAUUUUUAUCAUAAAAACUUUCGUCGAGACAUUUGAGAA
This is a messenger RNA of Aphidius gifuensis, 1868 nucleotides long. RefSeq lists its product as uncharacterized. The record is from RefSeq and is a predicted model, not a curated record. Bases 684 to 1358 code for a protein of 224 amino acids. NCBI's taxonomy places the organism in Eukaryota, Metazoa, Arthropoda, Insecta, Hymenoptera, Braconidae. The transcript is spliced from 6 exons.